AUGGUUGUGUAUGAUACCAGUCCGGCUACCGGUCCCUUUAGCCUCGCUUUCAAACCAGUCCGGAUACCGGUCCCUUUAGCCUCGCUUUCAAACUUUUGGCGGCCAUCUUGUAUCUCAUACAUACAUACAUACAUAAUUGAUGAUAAACUCUCUUGGUCUCAGCAUGUUGCAUUGGCUAGAUCUGCAUUUAAUGCCAAAGUUAAAAUGUUGAGACGUAUAAAUUUCCUAUGUACAUCUAUCUUGGAGACUUUUUACUAUAGGAUAGUUAUACCAAGUGUUCUAUAUGGAAUUGCAAUUUGGGGGUCUGGAUCCAAGCUUAAAGAUCUAGAAAUGAUUCACAUCAGGGCUGCCAGGCUAAUUCAUAAGAUACCAAAUAGUUUUGGGGAUAAUGAUGUACUUUCUAAGGUUGGCUGGAUGCCUUUAGAGUAUUUUUAUAAGCUACGUAUCUUAACUAUUACAUAUAAUGCUUAUUAUAAUUUAGGGUUGCGGGAAAUUAAUUGUUUGGUGACCAAGAACUCUAACAGUUAUAACCUAAGGAAAUCCCUGAAUGUUGUACUUAAUAGGCCCAAAACCGAAUUGGGUCGUAGGUCCUUUGCUCAUAGAUCUGCAGUAGCAUGGAAUGCACUUCCCGAUAAUGUUAAAGAUUCUCCAAAUUUAUCUAUUUUUAAAUAUAACUUAAAACAAUCCAAGCAAACUGUUAUGAAUAUUAAUUUUGAAAAGGGAGGUAAUGUUAUACAAAACAUGAAACCAAAUUUUCACUAUUACUAAAACUUUAUGGUUUACUUGAUUUAUUCAACUUAUAAAUUUUAUCAUAUCUGUAUUUUAUAUAAUUAUAGACUAAUUAGUUUAGGCAGGUCCACAUCAGCUGUAAAGUUGCGCAAAUUUUAACCUGCGUUAUCAAAUAAAGUUAUGUAUGUAUGUAUGUAUGUA
Molecule: messenger RNA, 930 nt
Organism: Pocillopora verrucosa
Lineage: Eukaryota; Metazoa; Cnidaria; Anthozoa; Scleractinia; Pocilloporidae
Source: RefSeq, a predicted model, not a curated record